AAAAUUUUUCAUAAAUAAAAAUCUUUUAUCUCUAAGAGAAUGGGCGCAUAUAAGUAUUUACAAGAGCUCUGGAAAAAGAAGCAAUCAGAUGUGUUGAGCUUCAUUAUGAGAAUCAGAACAUGGGAAUACAGACAAUUACCAGUGAUUCACAGAGCAACCAGACCAAGCAGACCAGAUAAAGCCAGAAGAUUAGGGUACAAGGCCAAGCAAGGCUAUGUGAUUUACAGAGUGAGAGUUAGAAGAGGAGGCAGAAAAUUGUUGAUCAGAAAGGGACUCGUCAAGGGCAAGCCCAAGAGUCAAGGAGUCAAUUAAUUAAAGCCCACCAGAAACCUUAGAUCAGUUGCUGAGGAAAGAGUAGGCAGAAAGAUCGGAGCACUUAGAGUUUUGAACUCUUAUUGGGUUGCCUAAGAUGGAACAUACAAAUAUUAUGAAGUCAUCACCGUUGAUCCAUUCCACCCAGCAAUCAGAGGAGACUCAAGAAUCAACUGGAUCACCAAACCAGUUCACAAGCAUAGAGAAUUGAGAGGUUUAACAUCGGCUGGCAGAAAGAGCAGAGGACUCAGAGUCAAGGGUCAUCGCAACAAUCAAACUAGACCUUCAAGAAGGGCCAAUUACGCCAGAAGAAAUAGAAUUUCCCUCAGAAGAUUUAGAUGAUGUUUUUUUUUAUGCAUAUACUCAAGUACAAAUUAACAAUAACAACACCACAUAAAAUAAU
This is a messenger RNA of Paramecium tetraurelia, 715 nucleotides long. RefSeq lists its product as uncharacterized. Gene Ontology annotation, cellular component: cytosolic large ribosomal subunit; ribosome. The record is from RefSeq and is a predicted model, not a curated record. Lineage: Eukaryota; Ciliophora; Oligohymenophorea; Peniculida; Parameciidae. The transcript has 3 exons. Gene Ontology annotation, biological process: cytoplasmic translation. Gene Ontology annotation, molecular function: structural constituent of ribosome; RNA binding.